Messenger RNA from Saccostrea cuccullata (small rock oyster), 1044 nucleotides. Its product is annotated as alpha-crystallin A chain-like. Bases 63 to 659 code for a protein of 198 amino acids. Gene Ontology annotation, biological process: response to heat; protein refolding. The transcript has a single exon. The record is from RefSeq and is a predicted model, not a curated record. NCBI's taxonomy places the organism in Eukaryota, Metazoa, Mollusca, Bivalvia, Ostreida, Ostreidae. Gene Ontology annotation, cellular component: cytoplasm; nucleus.
CUCAUAGAUACGGAGGCAGAAUCGGAAGCGUUCAGAAUCGAUAAGUUGUUACCGAAAAAAUCAUGUCGCGCUUAGUCCCAGUAGAUUAUUUUGAUUGGGGAUUUUUUGAUAGACAAAAAUCACUUUUUCCAAAGUUCAAAGGCAUUUUUAAUGAAAGUUUUGAGGAUUUUGAUAAGGAAUUGGAACAGAUCAGAAAAGAGAUGUUUCAGUUGACCCCUCUGGACUUUGGUGCUGGGUUUGACAAAGACCCUUUUGGAAAAGACUUUUUUGGGAAGGAUAAGGACUUCUUUGGAAAGGAUCCUUUUGCAGGGUUUGGUUCAAGCAUGUUAAAAGUAGAGAAACCAUUCAUUGAAGAUAUUUCCGGAAAUAAGAAAUUGAAUCUGAAAUUCGACUGCAGUCAGUUUAAACCGGAAGAAAUCACGGUAAAGACAGUAGACCGGAACUUAACAGUACAAGCUAAACACGUGGAGGAAUCACCUGGAAAGAAAAUCCACAGAGAAUUCACCAAGUCCUACACACUUCCGGAAAACAUUGACCCCAUGAAGGUCACUUCCACGUUGUCCGGAGAUGGCGUCCUAUGUAUUGAAGCACCUGCCCCUAAGAGUGUGGAGGUUCGCAACGAAAGGAUCAUUCCUAUUGAAAAACUGGCAAUCAAGUAACAUUUCUUUGUAAUAAACAUUGAGUGAACUAAAGGAAUUUAUUUAAAGUUUGUGAUAUUUUUACUAGGCAGUUGUACAGGAUAUUCAUGUUUUAAUAUACUGUUAUAUAAAAAAAAAAUUCAAAUGAAAUGAUCUCCUUAUUAAACAAAUUCAUAGAAUACAAAAGUGUCAUAUUUUUGAAACGGCUAAUCUACACUUAUAGAUGGUGGAAAUCGGGAUAUUUAGCCACAAGGUAUCAGCUGUCAAACGUAUUUUUUUUUCAAUAUCUGUAUAAUCUCUCUCCUUCGAUAUAAAACCAUGUAUUAGUAUGCGUUGUACAUAUGCUCCUUUUUAUCUUAAUUAUGAAUCUAAUCUGACAGCACAGAAUAAACAUAAACAUCACUGA